This is a messenger RNA of Nematostella vectensis (starlet sea anemone), 1189 nucleotides long. RefSeq lists its product as uncharacterized. The record is from RefSeq and is a predicted model, not a curated record. NCBI's taxonomy places the organism in Eukaryota, Metazoa, Cnidaria, Anthozoa, Actiniaria, Edwardsiidae. The transcript has 2 exons. Bases 160 to 963 code for a protein of 267 amino acids.
UCUCAACCAUAUCUACACGCUAUUUUUUCCGCAUCGUAGAAGGCUUGCCUCAUUGAAUGCCAAAGACACUUUGUUUAUUUUCUAUUCUAGUCCAAGCAAAUUACAGACAAAAGGGCAAAACCUGGUUUUUGAGGCUUGAAAAAGUAACAGUUCCCUGCGAUGCUUUAUACUGUUGUGGUGCUUGCGUGGCUGGCUCACAUGACUACAGGCGAGCCGGCGCGUAAGUCGAAGUACCUCAUCCAACCAAAAGAUUGCACGCAUUCCAUCAUGUACGAUUGUUAUGAGAAGGAGAAACCCAACCUAAAAGGAACUAUCAUCUGCUUGAAUUUCACCGAGCAGAUGCUAAAAGAUCAGCUCAAAAAUGCGGGAGGUUACAAUCCGCGUUAUAUGGCCGCUAACCUGUACGAAGCGCUCAAGUUUGAGGACCCAUCCGGUUGGACCUACACAACCACAACCGGUCCACCUUUGGAAGGCCAGCAGCCAAUAAGCCGCCGUUUUAGAUGGCCUUUGGAAGGCCCCAAGCGAAUCAUCCAUCCAGACUCAACGGAUGGACGUCAUCGAAUGAAGCGAAUGAUUGGAGGCGCAGGGGACUGCUGGGAGAAGGGCACACAAACACAAGGAAGUAGUAGGUAUCAUAUGUGCACUUUCUGCCAUAGGAUCACACAGCUUCCAGACGGUCAGUUCCCGCGAUAUAUUAACGAAGUCGUGUGUCGGCACUCACUGGGCGCGGCCUCAGGGGCCGUGGCGUCGGAUCAGUUCUGCGUCGCAAAUGCUGGAGAGUGCAGCCAAAAGGUUCUGAAGCUCGAGGGAUUGAUCUUCACGGGAUAUGAGCCGGCUCCUGAUUUGGGAAACAAUAUCUAUAAGCCGAAGUGGGAGACGACUACUCUGAACAUCAGGUCGUGCUGUGAUUGUGAGAUGUAUGGCAACAUGUUAGCUAUGAUGAAUUUUAUAAACGGACUGUGAAUAAGCAACAAAAUCGUGCGAACAAGUGGGUCACUUGCUGAACUACUUUUUGCAUGGGUUGGAAGCAAGAUGGUUAACACAUUUGCAUUAAAGUUUUGCCAUAUUUGUAAUAAGGUCCUACCACCUUUGUAAUAAGGUCGUGCCACAUGAGUAAUAAGGUCGCGCCACAUUUGUAAUAAGGUCGUGCCACAUUUGUAAUAAGGUCGUGCCACAUUUGUAAUAAGGU